UGUAUCUUUGCUGCUGCCACUCCUGUUGCUGCUGCUGCUGCUGUUGCUAUUGCUGUUGCUGCUGCUGUUGCUCAUGCUGCUGCUGCUGCUGCUACUGCUGCUGCUGCUGCUACUGUUGCUCAUGCUGCUGCUGCUGCUGCUGCUACUGUUGCUGCUACUGCUGCUGCUACUGCUGCUGCUGCUACUGUUGCUCAUGCUGCUGCUACUGCUGUUGCUACUGCUACUGCUGCUGCUACUGCUGCUGCUGCUGCUGCUGCUACUGUUGCUGCUACUGCUGCUGCUGCUGCUGCUGCUGCUGCUGCUACUGUUGCUGCCGCUGCUGCUACUGCUGCUGCUGCUGCUGCUGCUGCUGCUGCUGCUGCUGCUACUACUGUUGCUGCUACUGUUGCUAUUGCUGUUGCUGCUGCUGUUGCUCAUGCUGCUGCUGCUGCUGCUGCUGCUGCUGCUGCUGCUGCUGCUGCUACUGUUGCUCAUGCUGCUGCUGCUGCUGCUACUGUUGCUGCUACUGCUGCUGCUACUGCUGCUGCUGCUACUGUUGCUCAUGCUGCUGCUACUGCUGUUGCUACUGCUACUGCUGCUGCUACUGCUGCUGCUGCUGCUGCUGCUACUGUUGCUGCUACUGCUGCUGCUGCUGCUGCUGCUGCUACUGGCAGUGUAUGUUAG
Molecule: messenger RNA, 663 nt
Organism: Sycon ciliatum
Lineage: Eukaryota; Metazoa; Porifera; Calcarea; Leucosolenida; Sycettidae
Product: antifreeze protein Maxi-like
Exons: 2
Source: RefSeq, a predicted model, not a curated record